AUGCAGGCAACAGCAGGCGAAAGCCGCAGCACCCUUGACAACCGCUUCUUCACACCGGGACGAGUCCGUCGCAAAGACCCAGAGUUCUGCGAGCUGGCAGGGCCUGAUGAGUGGCAGCUGCAGCGCGGUACGCAGCUGAGCCCACUGCAGGCAGUCUUGGUCAGUGACAGCGAGUGCUUGGGGAUUGAUGUGGAUGGGCUGCUUUGGGUUUGGCCCAUAGCAUCUCGGCCGGCCAUGGCUGACCUUGCAGCCAUCAACCUUCCCAAGCAGGUGGUAAGGUCGCGGCUGCCCAGUGCAGCUGAAGCGGAAGUUGGGGAGUUCAUGAUGAUUGAGACCGAUGGCCUCUUGGAUGGGCCGUCGAGUGUUCCCCCAUCACCCAUCUUUGAGACAGAGAGGAACGAACGGCCUGAGAUUGAAAUCGUUGGAGUCCAUGCAGUUGGAUGCGCGGCCAAAGCAGGAACCACUUGGGCCGUGGAUGAUUCAGAAGCCCGCCACCUCUGGCAAUUGAAGCGCCCUUCCAAGCCUGAUGGCGACUGGGCUGCUGAACGCUUUGAGUACGUGGCGCAGGUUUCCUGUUUCACGUGUGGCCCUGAGCACCAGGCGGCGGUUGUUAAUUACACCAUACCCCACUUCGAUGGAUCUGACGAAGGUGCAGCACAGGCUACAGCGAAGGAGCCUAAAUCCAGCGGCGUCCCCUCGCUGCAACAGCUUUGCGAGAACAAGCUGUGUGCAAAGCUUAGCCCACGCUCCUUCAGCCUCGUAUGCGAUGUUGCCUGGGAGCUGAACCGCCCUGCGCUUCUGGAUCGGGCUUUCCGUUUUCUCUGCGCCAACGCGCCGCUGAUGUUUUCAAGGCUUCAUUUGCCGAUGCUCUCUCAGCUGCCCAUCGAGGUGCUCGCUGCCUUUGAAGUUGCCGCGCGAGCGAGGCAGAAAGCUCAGUCCAGGCAACCACUGGGGGCCCUUGUCCCGCCGGAGCCGGCCUCGGACCCCUGCGCGGCUCCACAGGCUGACUACGAAACCUUCAUGGGCUUAGGGGAGGCCUUUGAGGACCGACUGGAUGACGAGGAGGCACUGAAGCAGAUCCAGGAGUGCUGCCGAACCGGGGAGUGGUCUUCGGUCGCCUCGCAGGCACUGUCUGUGCUGGCAGUGUCCCUUCCAGGGACCGCUGCUGGUGAAGGUCCAUCUGCCUCGCGGCUGGGCCUGGACUUCUCUGCUGUAGAGGUGGAGGACUUGAAAGUGGAGCAGAAGGCAGAGGCCGACUCACGGAAGAAGCGCAAGGCUUCUGCAGCUGCUUCACCCGCAAUUCCGCAGAAGGCUUCACCCGCAUCGUCCAAAGCAUCGCCCAAAUCCACUGCUGUGUCACCUUUCCUUCAGCCGGAGAAGAGCAGUCCGAGCAUUGAGGCACAAGAUUGGGUCGAGGUCCGCAACAAGCCUCCGCGCAAAGGCAGCGAGCAGCUGAGUUCGCAGAUAAGCCCAAAGGCCAAGGCAGCUGAGUCCCCGAUCUUGGUGGCCAAAGGCGGGAAGAAGGGCGAGGCCAAACCUGCUGCGAAGGCCUCCGGCUUGCCGGUUGAUGAAGGCAGCUCUGCACGGAGCCUUCGCCUGUCUGACUUCAUCAAGCCUGCACGGGAAAAGGGCAAAGGUAAGGCCCAGCCAGCCCAGCCAACCCAAGCCCAGCACGGGCAGCGUGUUUCAGUGCCCGAGGAGUCUGCGGGCACAGGGCCAUCUCCCAUGCUGGUGUCCGCCGUGUCCGCCGUGGAGUCGACCAAGGAGAAGCGGGCCUCCUGGGCACCCACCUCAGGGUCCUCGGAGAUCAUUGAGGAGGCCCGGCAAGCCAAGAGCAAGGUGACCGGGCAGCGGAACCAGGCGAAGAUCACAAGCAGCUCCUGGGGCCGCGAUACAAUCCCUUCAGAGCAACCGAAGAACCAGUCUAUCCACCAAAUACAGGAAGAGGAGGAGCACAUCCGACAGCAGGAUGAGAUCGCUGAGAUUGAGGCCAUGUUUGCCGCCUUGGAGGUGGCUGAGAUGCAAGAGGCCUUGGAGCGGGAGGGCAUCAGCAGCGCUGAGUCGAAGCCCAAGAAGCCUGGCAGCAAAGCCUCUGCCACAGGGCAGCGCUCCGAAGGACAGUCCAAGGCCCGCUCCGAAGAUCGUGGCCGAAAGCAGCGGGGGAGGAACGCCCGCCAGGGCUCCAACUCUGAUUGGUGGUCGCAGAGCUGGUCUGACGCCAGCUGGGGUGGAGGCUGGUGGGAGUCUGGAAAGCAGACGCACUGGCAGAAGCGACCGGUCCCCGAAGAUAGAGCUGUAGAAGCUGAGGGACAGGCGUAA
This is a messenger RNA of Symbiodinium pilosum, 2319 nucleotides long. NCBI's taxonomy places the organism in Eukaryota, Dinophyceae, Suessiales, Symbiodiniaceae. The record is from the annotation of a GenBank genome assembly.